Blepharisma stoltei is the source of this 1140-nucleotide messenger RNA. The record is from the annotation of a GenBank genome assembly. Lineage: Eukaryota; Ciliophora; Heterotrichea; Heterotrichida; Blepharismidae.
AUGCACGAAUCAGAUAACCUUGGAAACUGUUUAGGCCUUUUAGCGCAAUUGCACCACUCAAGCAAAGAAGUAUUCCCAGGAGUCUCAAUCCCAAACUCACUAUCAGGAGUAUUCGGCUCUGAAAUCUCUAUUUUCCUUCUAUCUUUGCUCUCCUGCAAGAUGGUGAUAAUGAAGCUCAUGAACAAGUCGUCAAUUUUUUCAUUGCUCAACGCACUUGUUUUUAUAAACUGUGUUUUGUAUCUCCUCUUAAUAGCUUCGAUAUCCGAAGCUGAAACUUUUCUAUUAACUAAAUCACUUUUAUUUCCUACUAAAAUUUUUUUAAAGAGUCUUGGAUUCCGCAGUGCGGCUCUUUCGCUUUCUUUUAUGCUUACUCCCCCCUCUUUGAGCGAACAAAAAUUUCGUCUGUUUAAGAGGGGGGUUAGUUUUUUUUUUAAAUAAAUUUUAUAAAGUAAAUAUUAAUUUAAUUUAAAAAUUAUGUUUUAAAAUGCAAGCUACUUAAAAUUAGCAGAAUUAGCUAGAGAAUUCAGUGUACUAAAUAUCACUUAUAUAUCAAUUUUUUUUCAUAAACAUUUUUUGUUCGCUCAGGGAGGUGUGUAUUGGCCAAAUAAUAGGAAUUUUCAAUGGUUUUGGUCGCUAACGGAGGAGUCAGGAGUUACAAAAUUCAUAAUUUUUUCCAGCGAAGAAAUUGAUUUCGAGUUAGUUAAGUCAAAUAUAAACAUAAGUCCAUUUAUUUGAUGCUCCUGAUAUAGCUCAUCUUCAUUGGUUUUUUUGUCAAAAAUCCGCUUAUUUUCAAUUAUACAAUUAAAGAUCCGACAAAUUUCAGAGUCUUGGCGCUUAGGGUCAAUCAAGGGUGGAAAAUCAAUCGGAAAUAAAUCUUCAAGCUCCAAAAGUACAAAUCUCUUGUGAGUUUCAUCAAUAUUGAUUUCAACUAAUUUCCUGAAAGUCGUGAUAUUUUCUGUCGGGUUAUGAAUAUGAGAAAAAUCAUGAUUAAUAAAUCUUGACACCAUGCUUGUUUUCCCAACAAAAGAGCUUCCUAUCAGUGCAAUUCUUACGAUUUCAGGCUUUUCCAUCUUUUAUGUUAAGAAGAAACCCUCAACCCUGGAUUUGAAGGGUGAUAUUUCCUUGAGAUUUAAAUUUUAA